Metopolophium dirhodum (rose-grain aphid) is the source of this 4961-nucleotide messenger RNA. Its product is annotated as rho GTPase-activating protein 20-like. Lineage: Eukaryota; Metazoa; Arthropoda; Insecta; Hemiptera; Aphididae. Gene Ontology annotation, molecular function: GTPase activator activity; guanyl-nucleotide exchange factor activity. The coding region runs from base 230 to 4108 and encodes 1292 amino acids. The transcript is spliced from 16 exons. Gene Ontology annotation, biological process: regulation of Rho protein signal transduction; signal transduction. The record is from RefSeq and is a predicted model, not a curated record.
CAGUCGUUCGCCGCGGGUCCACGCGAGUUCGUCUUUGUAUCUCUCGUCGGUCGUUUGUGCCGUUUUUUAUUUUCACGGGGUCACGUGCGUAUUUCGUUUCCGAAGUUUGUUCGCAAUCGUUAUCACUCCAUCGGGGAUUAACGUUGUGCAUGUGAGACCGCGUUAGUUUGUGCGGCAUUCGCGUUAAUUUCCCGCGCCGACGGGAACGAGCGCCUCCGCACCGGCAGCCAUGGAGGACUCGUGUCCCGUGAACAACGUUGCGCAACAGGCCGAGGCGCAGCGUUUCCGGAAACAGUCAAAGAAAAUCGGGCGGAAACUGUCCCGCCGGUUGUCGCUUAUCACCAAAGUUCCCAACAUAUUUAACGUUAAGUUCGCUGGCUCCGAAAGUCCGUCUACGCCUCGCAAAAUCGUCGAUGGCGUCUCUACGGCCGCCGCCGACGGUACCAUCCUGCAAGCGCACGAGAUCACCGUUAUCGCUCCCGAUAAGACUCAACGAUUGAUGACGGGAUCUAGUGAUCAGACGAUUAAGCAAUUGCUGGCCGGUUUGGUAUUCGAAUUCAGCCUGGAACAGCCUGGUUAUUAUCUGGGCGGGUCACUAGCUGAAAUUGACGAAAACUCCACUAUUGAUUUUCUAGUAGGAGACAUUGUAAUUGUUCAAGAAGACCAAUUCCAUUCAGACCAAAAGCACGAAAACGAUGGAAGAUAUUGUCUUACUGAAAAAUUCAUUUACGAUGAGAUGGCAUAUAUUACAUGCCUGAAAUCCGCCAAAGAACUAUAUGGAGAGCCGUUGCGUAGAAUGGACAUCUUAUCCAUAGAAGAAUAUGAUUUAAUAUUUGACAAAUUGUUGAAAGUAGCUGAUAAAUGUAGCCAAGUUGUCAAAGAAAUACAAUCUGAUAUGGAAAAUUGGGAUCCAGUAUUUGCACAAAUAGGUAGUUUGUUCAGUACCAAUUUCUGGGAUAAUUACAAUGAUUAUCAAGACGUACACCGACACGCUAAGGAGUUACUGCGCGAAAAGUCUGCGUUGGACGAGGACUUCGUGGCAUUUUGCGUGCAGAGGAAAGGAGCGGCCAAAAACUCUUUGAGGCACAUAAUCGAUCUUCCGGUACAGAGACUGACUCAAUACGAAACGUAUUUCCAAAGUUUAUUGGACGAGACCAGACCGGAACAUGGAAGAGGCGCCGAAUACCACGAUCUAUGCAUGGCGAACAGCGCCGCCAAACAAACAGUAAAACGUGUUCACGAGCAAAGCGAUUUGGAGCGAAUUCAAGAUGUUUUCCCAAACGAUUUCCUCAGAUUAUACGACAAAGAAGCCCUCACAAUGAAGAUGAAAGGAUUAAUUCGGAAGAGAGGAGGAACUGGUACAGCUGCUCUAAGGAGAGCUCUAUCGUCGAAAUCGCUGCGAUCGGAGUCGCCUCCUUCGACUCCCAACAAAAUCCAAAACGAUAGCCCGAGGAAGUUCAUAAUGGAAACUCCCGUCCAAUUCGUUAAUGGCGUGCACUGUCAGGAACGUCAUUUAUUUUUAUUCAAUGACCUCUUGCUGGUGGCCAAAGCGAAAUCCGGUAGUAACUUUAAACUUAAAGACAAGGUCAGGAUAUCGGAGAUUUGGCUCAACGAAUCACCGGCGGUGAUAGACGAAGUUGCCGAAAUUCCCAAGUCUUCGGACACGUCUUUCGUCAUCGGAUGGCCGACCACAAACUAUGUGGCAGUGUUCAGCACUCAAGCCACCAGGGAUUUGUGGUGGUCGAAAUUGGCAGAAGAAUCGCAAGAAGAAAUUCGCAAGGACCCCCCGACUACCAACGUCCAAGUGUUUUACCAAGAUCUCAACACUGGCAUAGAAUACUGCAAGACGUUUGCCAUCGGACCGGACGAGAGCGCCAAAGACUGCGUAAAAAUUGCAUUGGAUCACUUGGAGAUGAGAGAUGCGGACCCGAGCCAGUACCAGCUGUGGGCCAAGACACCACGUGAAGAGCCGCCGUAUCCACUGUUUGGUCACGAGAAACCGUAUUCCGUCAAGUUGAGUUGCCUGCGGGACGGACUUAGCGCCGAGGAAGGGUUUGACUUGGACCACUGCAACAACGUGCACGACCCGUUGGCCAGGUGUCAUUUCAUUUUGAGGAGUGUAAAAGCUCAAGAAAACGAAACGAAUAAAAAGACGCCAAAAAAGUCUUCUAGUCGUAUGAAAAUUGGCCAGGUGUUUAAAAAAACUCCAACCAAAGAGAAUGGAGGCAAUUUGUUCGGUGUACCACUGAAUAGAAUUUGCGACGGAGAAAACCUUCCUAAGCCAGUGAUGGGCAUGUUACACCAAAUUUUCUCCAAAGGACCGUUCACCCAGGGUAUAUUUAGAAAGUCUGCAAACGCCCGUUUAGUCCGCGAACUCCGCGAGAAAAUGGACGUUUGUGAGGACGUUUGUCUGGAGAACGUUCCUGUGCUGGUCACUGCGGCCUUGUUCAAAGACAUGCUGCGCUCGUUGCCCGACCCUUUACUGUGCACCAGCCUGUUUCCGAAAUGGCGAUCAGCUCUGGACUGUUCCAAUCUACCCACAAAACUUUUUAGAAUCAAAACGAUUAUCGAUCAGUUGCCCAAACCCAACUAUCAUCUGCUGUGCCACUUCCUGUGCGUACUCUACCACAUAUCUCGGCGAUCCACCCACAACCUCAUGUCGGCCGCCAACCUGGGCGUGUGUGUUGGACCGUCGCUGCUGUGGUCCGAUUCGCCGGCCAUGUGUCCAACCGAAGACUUGCGCACCGUGCCUGCACUGGUCGAAAUACUCAUCACCCACUGCGAGCUACUGUGCGGGCCACACGUGCCGAACCUUUUGGGUGACCCACGGGAUUCUGGCACCGAAGAAUCUGACUCCAUGAGGCGGGACGACAGUUCUAUAGACAGCCUGGAAGUGAGCCCACCCCCCAGGAAGGAUCAGAUAUCAUUAAGCCGGGACUCUGGACUGACGAUGUCUGACUCACAGCUGUACACGCCUGACGAGGAGGAGAGUGGGUCAACCAGCUCCAGCGGAUAUGACCCGGCAUUUGACCAGGCGCACUCGGCGAAAACCGCCGUGUCUGCCACUGCCGUACCGUCGAUGCCGGGCGAGUACGUGCGCGUAUACCCGGGUUGGGAGGAGCGAAAAAACGCCAACUUCCAGCGGCAGGCUUGGUUCCGGCAGCGAUCCAAGCGUUUAACAGCCGCGGCCAGCAAGGAGGCGGUCCGUCGGAGCGCUUCCGAAGAGUCCGUAUUGGAUGGUAGCGUGCCACCACCCACACCACCCCGUCGCAGCAAGCCCGUUCAAAUGUCCGGCAACAACAACAACAACAACAACAACAACAACAACCGGAUAUCCAUGGCCCCACAACAGGACCAAUACCGGAAAAUGACCGCUGCCGACUACUACGAUGUAGUGGUCAAGUCGGAAGUGGUUGUCGAGUCGUUGCACCCGAAUAAUUACAACACGGAACUGACCAUCAAACCCGUACUGCAGCCAGUGACGUACCGCAAGGACGAGUCGCAGACGGCCGCGCCAGUGGUCGUCGUCCGGAGGUCGGCCGAGGUGGUAGACCGUAGACGAUAUAUUCAGCAACAGCAGCACCAUCAACAGCAACACCAACAACAGCAACCGCACCACCAGCAACAGUUGACGGCGGCGACUACUGGCACUGCCAACACCACCACAACCGCCACCACCACCACCACCGCCUCCACCAUCACCACAAAUGCCUCCGCCACUACACCGGCGGAAAACUGUUGCGACGGUGAAAACGAAGAGGACUCGAGCACGCUGUCCGACGAAGACUGUACGCCGCACGUGUCCCGGAGCAACAGCCGCGGAAAUGAGGUGGCCACCGACUCGCUUAAGCUCAGGCAGCAUCAGCCGCCGGUCGCGCACUCGGACGGCACUGUCCGGCUCCGCGGCCGGUUGAAGCGCAAGGAGGAGAAGGCCGCCGUAGCCGCGGCCAGGUCCCGGUCCUUGCCACCGCCUCCGCCGUAUCGGCCACCGCCACCGGCCAACCGCCGUGCGCCUAUCACCUCGUAUUACCUGGGCGAGUGCAGUCAGGCACAGCAGCAGCGAUUCGUCGUCACCAGGACGUACGCAGACGAGGAGUCUUACGUCUGAUGUACUGCACGAGUUCAUGUUUUCGGCCCUCCCUUUUUGAAUUAAUAUUUGAUGAUAAUAUGUACGUCUUAGGGUGUCUCCACCCCUCCACCCUGCCAUCCCUCUCCAGAGUUGCAGUAUUUGUCAGCCAAUGCGUUUUGUAUAUAUAAUUAUUAUUAUUAUUAUUAUUAUUAUUAUUAUUAAUUAUUAUUUUUACUUUUAUUAUUAUAAUAUAUACACUUGACAAUAUAAAGUAUAAAACUACUUAAGUUACCUGUCAACUUGAAAACAAAGAUGGGCGCUUGGAUGCUAUUGCUGUUUCUUUUUUUUUACAAUAAAAUGUUCCUGAUUGAUAUACAUUAUUAUUAUUAUAUUUUAAGUCCAUAUACGAGCUUGAGUAUUUUUUUUACAUUGUCUAGUACUGAAAGUACAUUAAUUUUAAUUUCUUUUUUUUAUAUACAUAUACAUUAUACGUAUGAUAAAUGGAAUGUUUUCAAAGUGCUCAUUGAAAUGAUCAAAUAAUCUUAUGUUAAGAAUUUCACAAGUACAAAGUUCGUAUCCACACACGAAAUACCAAUGUUGUUAAACUAUACUACAACACAUAAUAUUAAUACCUUCAAAAUGUCAAAAUUAAAAAUUCUAUACUUAUAACUAUAAUUAAGUAGAUUAUAAUAACAUUCUGAAGCACUGUGAUUUAAGUUAUGUACAGUACCGUAUUAUUUUAAAGUUAUAAUUUAUAUUUCGAUUUAAUAAUUUAUCUUACCGUAUAAGACUAAAAAAAAUGUAUUCAUGCACACUAUACCGAAGUAACAAUUAAUUUUUUAUGAAAACCUAUUAUACAUUUUAUUUAAAAUUAGUAAAUAAAACUACUAAA